Molecule: messenger RNA, 1152 nt
Organism: Fusarium sp. VM40
Lineage: Eukaryota; Fungi; Ascomycota; Sordariomycetes; Hypocreales; Nectriaceae
Source: the annotation of a GenBank genome assembly
AUGGUUCGAUUACUCCCAAUCAUCCUUCUCUUUCUCCCCUACGUCCUAUCCGCCGACUUCGAAAGUGUCACCAUCAGUUCAUACCUGGACAAUGUCGGCCAUGACUGCAUCAGCGAAUGCCUGUUCUACACUGUCAUCCCAGACAUGGGCAGAGGCAUGGGCUGCGACGACCCCUAUGAGAACAACUGCUACUGCGCUACCGCAGCUGCGUCGGCUUCCAAGGCUGAUAACUUCAUGUCCAAGUGUGCCACCUCCCGGUGCUCCGCGGGCGAUCGCUCUCGAGAUCUGACCUCGAUGCAAUCGUACUACGCAUCCUACUGCAUGGGCGCAGGUUUCACGCAGCCGGGUGCCACUAAGUGGUAUAAUCCAGCCGAGGCUACAGAAGAGCCCACGGCUGAGGCUAGCGAGAGUGAUGAAGGUGGCAGUGAUGCGAGACCCAGCCGAACGGCCAAUUCAGGCGGUGGCGCGACUUCGACUCACAUGACUAUCGUCACGCAAACGGCAGAGGACGGUGCUUCCAGGACGCAGGUAAUCGUUGAAGCAACCUCUACCUAUUGGGUGAACUCGGAUGGAUCCGCAGCAUCAGCCAAGGACAAAGAUGAUGGUUCCAGUGUUGUCAAGAUAGCUGUGGGUGUUACUGUACCAAUCGCGGCUCUCCUCGCUGCUGGAGUGUUUGCUUGGUGUUGCAUCAGACGUAAAAGACAAAGAAGAGCUCAACAUCUCAAUGUUACUCAUCCACUCAGCGAAGUAACCACUGGUGCAGGUUCUACUGUCGUCGCCUCCUCUGCCCCUACACCCGAGAGGAGGGAUACACUACCAAGGAAGCCUGUCGGUGCUUCAACAAUUUCUUCUGUCUCUUCUUUGUCCAGAACUAAUGAGCUAUCUGGUGCCGGAGUCCAGCCUGAACUGUCUGGUCGCGAGGUUCACCCCUUUCCCAGCAUGACGCCCAGUCCACCUAUCCAGAUGGCAGGCCAGCAUGAGAUGUCAGGUCAAGGUUGGCGGCCAAAUUUGGAGAUGGAUGGUCGUGAUGCUCGAGUGGAAAUGUCGGGUGAGGCCAGACCUCCUGAGCUUCCAGGGUAUGCAAGCCCGGCACCUGCUUAUACGUCUCCAGUUCAGAGGUGGGAGCUGCCAGAUAAUUCGCGACAGAGAUAG